AUGGAGAAAUCUUGGAGAAAAAGAGAUGGGAAGGUUGCGAUAUUGGCAGAGCAGCUUCACAAAGGGUUUCUGAAAUGGAGAUAUCUUGGAGAGGAAGAGAUGGGAAGGUUUCGAUAUUGGCAGAGCAGCUUCACAAAGGAAGAAGUAUUAUUGGAAAAUGUUAAGCUGAUUCUUGAAGCUUUUGAUUACCUUCAGUUCCCAUUUGCUUUAAAGCAAGGUCAUGUUGGCAAGUUGAGUAUUAGGAUUCCAUGGAAAAAGCUUGGCUGGGAUCUUGUUAUAAUCAUCUUAGAGGAUGUAUUGAUCUGUGCCUCCCAAGGAGAUGAAAAAGAGGCAGUGACUGUAUUUGCUAUGAAGUUUUCAAGCUUGACAAUUAUGAAGCAACAUUUUCCUGG
This is a messenger RNA of Ipomoea nil (Japanese morning glory), 392 nucleotides long. RefSeq names its product putative vacuolar protein sorting-associated protein 13F. Gene Ontology annotation, cellular component: extrinsic component of membrane. Gene Ontology annotation, biological process: protein retention in Golgi apparatus; protein targeting to vacuole. NCBI's taxonomy places the organism in Eukaryota, Viridiplantae, Streptophyta, Magnoliopsida, Solanales, Convolvulaceae. The record is from RefSeq and is a predicted model, not a curated record. The transcript is spliced from 4 exons. The annotation marks the transcript as partial.